Messenger RNA from Fibroporia radiculosa, 1680 nucleotides. RefSeq lists its product as uncharacterized. The record is from RefSeq and is a predicted model, not a curated record. Lineage: Eukaryota; Fungi; Basidiomycota; Agaricomycetes; Polyporales; Fibroporiaceae. Gene Ontology annotation, molecular function: ATP binding; protein serine/threonine kinase activity. Bases 1 to 1680 code for a protein of 559 amino acids. The transcript is spliced from 4 exons. Gene Ontology annotation, biological process: intracellular signal transduction; protein phosphorylation; intracellular monoatomic cation homeostasis.
AUGGUCGAUGCCGCCGAAACCGCGCAGACUGAGGGCGACGGCCCCGACGGUUCUGACAAACCGCCGCAUGGCGACAUACCGUCCUCCAAACGCGUCUCUUCUACCUCCACCAAAUCGCGAGUCAACGGAACAAGCCAUCUACGUCCUGCAAAGCAGACCACGUCUGUGGCAUCCAGUGGCAAGCCCGUGACCUCCAACGGCCACCACGUUCCUCUCCCUCCUCCAGAUUCACACCUUUAUCAGAAGGCACCGGGUCACACAAGGAAGAGCCUCGAAGACAUUUACAGUUCGGAGAAAUUUGACUCCCCUGUCAUUUGCCGCGACUACUCGUCUACGACGGGCUCGAUGACGCCUUCUUCGAGCGAUUCCCUUUCUGCUUCUGAAAGCGAAAGCUGGAGCUUGCCCUCGACGCAGCCGCCUAGCAGAGCGGCUAGCAUGUCCGCUGGUGUCUCUGGCGGUAAGCUCAAUGCUGCAUUACAGCCGUCGAAGGAGCAGCCUCCGUCCACGGCUUUGCGGAUAUCUCCUUCAUCUACCAGUGGCGCCGAACCUGAUUCUGCGACUACUGCCAAGGCAUUUGUCCCGGCUUCUCGGCCUGCGUCUGUGCAUUCACAAUCUGAUGGCAGUAGCCGGAAGCUCACCGUCAAGUCGUUGUUCGAGGCUCCUAAGCUGGUGAGGAAGUCGUCAGCACGGUCGACAGCCAGUAGCAAGAAGUCCGGCUCCGACCGCGGUUCAACCGCUGGAGAUAGCACCACCAGUCUGUUGAAGAAGUACGGUGUGUGUGAGAAGGUUGCAAUUGGUAAAGGAGCCACCUCCGUUGUGCGACUCGCGCAUAAGUGGGAUCGCAGCGAAGAGAAGCUAUACGCUGUCAAGGAAUUCCGGAAACGGAGAAAGAACGAGACUGAAAAGGAAUAUGUGAAGAAGCUCACCGCCGAGUUCUGCAUAUCUUCGACGCUUCAUCAUAUCAAUAUUGUCGAGACUGUGGACCUUGUGCAGGACGAGAGUCAGCAUUGGUGCGAAGUGAUGGAGUUCUGUCCAGGUGGAGACCUGUACGCGGCUAUUAAAAGAGGAGGCAUGUCGCCGAGCGAAGUCGAGUGCUGCUUCAGACAGAUCUUGACCGGGGUCCAGUACUUGCAUAAUCAGGGCGUCGCUCAUCGUGAUCUAAAACCGGAAAACCUGUUCUUCGAUAUGAAGGGCCACCUUAAGAUCGGUGAUUACGGUGCGUCAACUGUCUAUCGACUACCUUGGGAGAAGACCGUACACAUGUCUACUGGAUUGUGCGGAAGUGAACCGUAUAUCGCUCCAGAGCAAUUUUUGGGCAAACCUUAUGACGCCCGCCUUGUCGAUAUUUGGGCGUGCGGCGUUGUUUAUUACUGCCUACACUUCCAAGAACUCCCCUGGACGGUCGCUCAGUCUAGUGACCCCCUGUUCGCCGCAUAUGUUUCUGCAUGCCAGACUCAGUCGUCUUGUCCUCCGACGAUCAACAAUUUAUCUCCUCGCGCGUGUCGCCCCGUCAUUAGGAAGAUGCUGGAGCCGAAUCCGAAGCUUCGGUGCAUGAUCGACGACAUCAUAGAACAACCGUGGGUGAAGAGCAUUGAGGUCUGCCAUCUGGUCCCAAAGCCAACUCACGUUCACGUAAAUGCGCGAGCAAUGGCUCACGCACAGGUCCAAAUUGUUUCAUGA